Messenger RNA from Prosopis cineraria, 1511 nucleotides. Its product is annotated as polyadenylate-binding protein-interacting protein 9-like. Gene Ontology annotation, molecular function: RNA binding. The transcript has 11 exons. The record is from RefSeq and is a predicted model, not a curated record. The coding region runs from base 259 to 1146 and encodes 295 amino acids. Lineage: Eukaryota; Viridiplantae; Streptophyta; Magnoliopsida; Fabales; Fabaceae.
CGAUCAAAGCCGCAAUAGCCGAGCAAAGCCCAAACAAAGUGUUCGCAGUUCCAAACACCGCUCCCAUUGUUUCACCUUCUUUCUCUUUCCUCAACUCCACACCCUUAACUCUUCGUCUUUCCUUGUCUGAUUAUUCAUUCCAAAACCCUAAUCCUCUUUCCUCAUCUGGGCUAUGGAAUUUCGCUUCAUUUGAGCUUCUAUUAAUGAGUUAUCUUCUUCGAGCUUGAAUUGUUGUUGCGGCUUCUGGAGCUUUAAAUUAUGGCUGCGGUUGCUGAGAUUUCCGUCGACGCAGCAGCUGCGAACAAGUUGGACUCAAAGUCAAAGUCCGAAUCCGAAUUCAAUGUGCAAAAGCUGGUGGAUAUGUUCACUAAGUUGAAUCCUUUGGCGAAGGAGUUCAUCCCUUCAAGUUAUUCUCACCAUGAUCAUCUCCAUCAGGGCUAUCAUCAGCUCCCACCGACCAAUUUUCUGGGUACGGCAGCUGAUAGUGAUCACCAAAAUAAUCGAAGGAGAAGAACUAAUUAUAGCCAGGGGAGGAGAAGGUCCAAUGGAAGAGUGCAUAAGGGUCAGAGAGAAGAUAGCAUUAGAAGGACAGUAUAUGUUUCUGAUAUAGAUCAGCAUGUUACUGAGGAGCGGCUUGCUGCCUUAUUUUGUACGUGUGGACAAGUUAUUGACUGCCGAAUUUGUGGUGAUCCUCAUUCAGUUCUUCGUUUUGCAUUUGUGGAGUUCGCAGAUGAGCAAGGUGCAAGAGCAGCUUUAAACCUUGGUGGCACUGUGCUUGGGUACUAUCCAGUUAGGGUCCUUCCUUCCAAAACUGCUAUCCUUCCUGUGAAUCCUACUUUCCUCCCUAGGUCUGAGGAUGAGCGGGAAAUGUGUAGCAGGACUGUCUAUUGUACAAAUAUUGAUAAAAAGAUUUCUCAAGCUGAAGUGAAGAACUUUUUUGAAACAGCUUGUGGUGAGGUUACCCGCUUGAGGCUAUUAGGAGAUCAUGCUCAUUCAACCCGAAUUGCUUUUGUGGAAUUUGCAAUGGCGGAAAGUGCCAUUGUUGCACUAAAUUGUAGUGGGAUGCCCUUGGGAAGCCAGCCUAUCAGGGUAAGUCCUUCAAAGACACCGGUGAGGCCAAGAAUCCCCCAUCCAACACCCCAUUAACUGAUCAACAUCCAAGAACUAGAGGCUAUUUGGUCAACUUUCCUGUUGAGACUUGUGUGGAAGAGGUGGUGAAGUUUCCUUUAUUUCAGCUGUUCCAUUUUCACAAUCAUGGUGGUUACUUUAGUAUUGCACAAGCAUAUAAUGUUCUGCUCUAACUAAAGCUUCCUAGGCACCAGUCUUGAUCUUAAAUAUUUUACCAUGUUUUUUAUUGAGGCGGGCUUGUUUGAGUUCUUGUAUUACUAUGAUUAAAUGCUCACCAGAUCGACAUACUUCCUUAACGAGCUUUUAUCUAAAACACCAUUAAGGUCAAGAAAUGGUGUAAGGCAAGCAUUUAAUUAGUAUCUAAUUCUCGGGCCUUCAAUCAA